Ostrea edulis (European flat oyster) is the source of this 799-nucleotide messenger RNA. RefSeq lists its product as uncharacterized. Bases 35 to 799 code for a protein of 254 amino acids. The transcript is spliced from 3 exons. NCBI's taxonomy places the organism in Eukaryota, Metazoa, Mollusca, Bivalvia, Ostreida, Ostreidae. The record is from RefSeq and is a predicted model, not a curated record.
CGGUUUAUCAUAUAUAGAUAAACCGUGUUAUUUCAUGCAUAUAGUAGUCUUAUGGGUUAUGAAAACAACGACAACUCUUAUAAGUAAUUCCACAUCACCCCCCCCCCCCUUCUUUUUAUUACGAACGACAGAUAUUAUUAGUAGUCCCCCCUUCUUAUUACUUUCGGAGCAUGCGCGUCAUUUACUUCCUUUUCUGUCUCAGCAUCCAACUUGGGUACAGGCAAAAAAUAUCGAAAAAUACAAUCGUGCAACAUCGACGUUCUUUAAAAGAAAUAAGUUAUCAAGUUCAACAGAAAAGAUGCUGAGGGCAAAAUCUCAACGGGCAUCGAAAUCAAGAAGCCCAUACGCUACACAACCGGCGUCCCGUGUGUCUUCAAAAAGUGUAUUGGCCCGGGGGCGAACAAGCCAUGAGGUCGGACAAGCGUCCACAGCGGGACAGUCUACAAGGGUUACUCAGCCUCCAUAUACCGCUUCAUCAUCGUCGGUGCGGACAACACAAAUAGAUGGGGAAUCUCUUCAACAGUCGCUCGGUAUCAACAUUCCCUCUGUACCAGUGAAUGCGAGUCCUGUUGCUAAUAUCGUGCCCGUCGCGGAGAUGGCAUCAUCAUCGGGGGCAUCAAUAAAUCAAGAUUAUCCUUUCAAGCACAUUGCAUCAACUCUAUCUAAUGGUUUCAAGAAUGGGUUUUCCUUACAGUAUUCAGGUUUAAGAAAAAAAGUAGAAGUUAAGAACAUGAUUUCAGCUCAAGAACAUGCUUUCGAACUCCAGCAAAAAAUAUCCAAAGAAGUUGACCUAGGAUGA